This is a messenger RNA of Drosophila navojoa, 1511 nucleotides long. RefSeq names its product neutral sphingomyelinase (gene nSMase). The record is from RefSeq and is a predicted model, not a curated record. Lineage: Eukaryota; Metazoa; Arthropoda; Insecta; Diptera; Drosophilidae. Gene Ontology annotation, molecular function: sphingomyelin phosphodiesterase activity.
GACUACAAAUGCUAAGCUGAUUUGUUUGGAAACAAAAAUUUUAAUCUUAUCGCGUCGCGGCAGGCGUACGAAGUACGCCAGUGAUAGCUGAUGAGGCAGUCAUAAACACGACACAUAUCAAAAUGCUGCUAUUGGAGCUAAAAAUUCUUACGCUGAACAUAUGGGGCAUUCCACUUGUCUCCAGCAACCGCGCGCCACGUAUCGAGGCCAUCAGCAAGGAACUGAGCAGCGGUCAGUAUGACAUAGUGUCCUUGCAGGAAGUCUGGUCACAGCAUGACAGCGAGCAACUCCAGCAGAGCACGGCCAGUGUCCUGCCCUAUUCCCAUUACUUUCACAGUGGAGUCAUGGGCGCAGGCCUGUUGGUGCUCUCCAAGUAUCCAAUUCUGGGAACGCUAUUCCAUGCCUGGUCUGUCAACGGCUACUUCCAUCGCAUACAGCACGCCGAUUGGUUUGGUGGCAAGGGCGUGGGCCUUUGUCGCAUUCUGGUCAAGGAUCAAAUCAUUCAUCUGUACAACGCCCAUUUACAUGCCGAAUACGACAAUGACAACGAUGAAUACAAAACGCAUCGUGUGAUACAAGCAUUCGACACGGCCCAAUUCAUAGAGGCUACGCGAGGUACUUCGGUGCUCCAGAUACUGGCUGGUGAUCUCAAUACUCAACCUCAGGACAUUUCGUAUAAGGUUCUGCUACUCACUUCAAAGAUGACAGACAGCUGUGCCUCAGACUCGCUUCGGACAAAUGAGUGCAGCAGGAACUCGUACACAUCGGCAAGUGCCCUGGCCAAGAAUCCCCUGGGCAUACGGAUUGAUCAUAUUUUCGUGAGGGGCGCUGAUAAUAUAAAGGCAGAUAUAAUUGAAUAUACACUACCAUUCCCAGAGCGCGUGCCUGGACAGAAGUUCAGUUUCUCGGAUCAUGAAGCUGUGAUGGCUAAACUAAGACUUACCCGUCUGCCAACGUCGUGUGGGCGCAAUGAAGCAGCGGUUGGAAAUGCAAUUAAUACGGAAGAUGUUGAGUGCAAUAUAGGUGAAGAUGUUUGCCCGGCAGAUGAUGCUGGCGGUGCAAUAAAAGGAACUGAAGCAGUUAAUGGCAAUGGCUGCACAGCUAAUGCCCAAUCCUUGCCUGCUGCUCGCACAGCAGCGUUGAAUGAGGCACUGGCUCUAUGCGAAGCUUCCCUCUUGCAGUUGAAUACUGAUCGUCUAUUAUAUUAUAGUGCAGCGACUGUUCUAUUUGUAAUCCUUGUUUUGCUGAUUGAAUUUGAUCCUCCGGUGGGACUUCAGACGAUUUAUGUACUGCUCAAGUUCAUCGUAUUUGGCGUCAUAUUAUUCUGCCUGUUUAUGGCUUCCAUUUGGAACUACAUGGAACGCAAUGGAGUGCUGCAAGGCAAGAAGUCCAUGGAGGUGAUGCUGCUGCAUGCCCAGAAAUAUGAAUAUUUUUAUUGAUCCGCAUGUCAAUUAUCCAUUAACUGUAAUAGAGAAGAAGCUCAAUAAGCAUUUAUAUAUUUAUACGUCUCG